This is a messenger RNA of Medicago truncatula (barrel medic), 962 nucleotides long. RefSeq lists its product as uncharacterized. The record is from RefSeq and is a predicted model, not a curated record. Lineage: Eukaryota; Viridiplantae; Streptophyta; Magnoliopsida; Fabales; Fabaceae. Bases 295 to 678 code for a protein of 127 amino acids. The transcript has a single exon.
UUAUAAAUAUCAAAAACUUCCCACCCCUAUAAUUCUCUCACGUCAUUCCAUUUGUACAAACACUUCAACAUUAACAUAUGUAUCUUCAUCUUCUUACACACAUAGAAUUUUUUGAUAUUGUUCCUACUUUUUUGUUUGUCCCUCCUGAUGACUGAUUCUGCAGCUAUUAGGUUUCUUCGACGAUUAUAGUUUUUUUUUUUUUGCUUCGUUGGUUUGUUCAAAAAAAUUAGCUAGUGCGUAAAUUGGCUAGACCAUUGUUGGAGAAAAUCCGCGCACACCAAAAGACAAAUAUAUAUGGGAAAUUGUUGCACAUCAUCUUCGAUGGAGUGGGCCGGAGAAGAUUGGGGAUCACUGACAUCAAACCAUAAGAGUAGGAUGAAUUCAAGCAAAGUUUUUGAUGAAGUUCAUGGUUUGAGUUUGGGGAACAUAGAGAAAGAGAAGCUUUUAGGUGCACUAAGAGCUUCUUCUGAUGCUAAUGGUAAGGUGAAAAUAAAGAUAUCAAAGAAAGAACUUGCGGUAUUGUUGGGAGAAUCAGAGAAACAGGGUGUUGGAAGCACAAAACAUGCUUCUGCUGAACAUGUUUUGGUUGGUUUGCUAAAUGCUAGAGAUCAUGUCAACCAUGAUGUCCAUCAUAGGCUAUGGAAGCCUGUUUUACAAAGUAUUCCUGAGCUUAAUUAAUUAGGUUCAAAAUUGGUGGUGGUGGGGUGUGUAUAGUAGAAGUUGGUUGAGAAAAGUUUAGGAAGUUUGUACUUGUACAAAAUCAGAACUAAGCUAUACUCAACAAUUAUUUUAUUUAUUUUUUUCCCAUGUUUUCAGCUUGUAUUGUUUUUUUUUUGUAAGAUAUAUAUAGAGGUUGAGAAUGUGUUAUUUCUAUAUUUUUAUGAUUGUAUAUAGGUUAAAAUUUAGGUUAAGUUACCAACAAUAUUUUGUCAAAGUGGUAAGGGGUGUAAAUCUUUUAAGCA